AUGCCUCGUUCAUCCUACUCAGGGAACUCCCGGUCGUCGUCGAGGUCCUCGUCGGCAUCGUCUUCGCGCUCGGGAAGUUCCAAGAAGUCGAGAUCCUCCCAAGUCUCCCACUCCACCAUCAAGAGCGACCACUGGGCCGUCUCCUUCAUGAAAUGGACCACCGGCGCCCCCCUCGGCAAGCCCCUGGCCCUGCGAAGGACCGAGGUGAACUAUGACGACUGGGAUCAGUUCGACGACAGCGCCACCAUGUGGAGCGAUGCGUCCUCGUCGUCGUGCUCGUACGCCUGGGUGACCCCGAGAUUCGAUGACAGCAUCUCCGUCAUCGCGGGCCGGCCCAGCAGCCGGUCCUCUCGCCGGUCGUCCUCCCGGAGGGAACACCACCACCGGCCGCGGACCCCACCCCGGUUCCCCCCGCCGCCUCCCGCUUGGCAUCAGCCGCCGCCACCUCCGGGUCCUCCUUUCGGACACAACGCCGGGCACCCGCCGCCACCACCGUUCGUGCCGCCUCAGCCGGCAUUCUACGACGAGGAAGACUACGACGAAGGCGAUGACGACGAGUACGACGACGGCGAGGACUACCAGCAACAGCCUGCGUUCCAUCAAAUGCCUCCCCCACCCCCUCCUCCGCCAAUGGGCGGUGGCGGCGGUGCUGCACCCUUCAUCAAUAUCAGUGGUGGCGGCGGUGGCUCUCGCAAGUAUGAGGAUUGGUCGGACUGA
Colletotrichum karsti is the source of this 717-nucleotide messenger RNA. RefSeq lists its product as uncharacterized. The coding region runs from base 1 to 717 and encodes 238 amino acids. NCBI's taxonomy places the organism in Eukaryota, Fungi, Ascomycota, Sordariomycetes, Glomerellales, Glomerellaceae. The transcript has a single exon. The record is from RefSeq and is a predicted model, not a curated record.